GCUCUGGUAUCGGUGAGUAUGUCAAUGUCAAGCUACAUAGCAAUUAGAUUUGCAACCUAUGAACUAUGAAGUCUAAAAAUGACUAAUUUUAACUUUUUCCUUUUGUAAAAUACAAACUACUUAUUUUUAUUUGUAACAAAAUAAUAUACAAAUAAUUAAAUAUGAGUUCAUUAAAGAGAAUGGUUCUCAAAAGUUUUAAGCAGUUGCAUCGAACCCGAUUAAGAGUUUUUGAAGGAGACGAACGGGCCUUAACUGCAGCACGGCUAAAAAUUAAUGAGGAAUAUAAUAAAAAUAGAUAUGUAAAGGAUGAAGAAGCAAUAAAAGCAAUGGUUAAGUUUGGGGAAGAUGUUGAAAGGGAAUUAAGAACUCAAGUUAUUCAAGCCAGAGAAGUAAAACCUGGGGUUUUUGAGGCUAAAAUCACAAAAGAUACUGUCAAGUUAGAUAAUAUACCAUACAAUGAUAAUGCUAUACCAGUAGAUGGAAUAAGUAGAGGCCAAUCCUGCUGUCAAGACGUUGCAAAAAAUAAAAAUAAAUAAUCUUGUUAUUUAAUUAGUGUAGAAUAGGUGUUAAGUAGAUUGUAAAAUGUUUUGUUAAAUUAUAUUAUUUAUUUGUUA
Molecule: messenger RNA, 614 nt
Organism: Melitaea cinxia (Glanville fritillary)
Lineage: Eukaryota; Metazoa; Arthropoda; Insecta; Lepidoptera; Nymphalidae
Product: complex III assembly factor LYRM7
Exons: 4
Coding region: 162-536 (124 amino acids)
Biological process (GO): mitochondrial respiratory chain complex III assembly
Source: RefSeq, a predicted model, not a curated record